CUUGAUUACUCGCACUGUAGAUGUACCAUGGGAUCACUGCUGGAUGAAACAACGACAUGGGCGGAGUUUGGCCUGAACCUCGACCCUGAGAGUGAGAAAGCAACAUGCCCGCAACCAGGUAAGCAGCAUUUGGACCGGCGCCUCGCAAAGGCUCUGACGGACACUCUGCAAUUGAAGCAUCCGACGCUGGUUCAGUCGCGUGGCAUUCCGGUGGCGCUGGAGGGCAAGGAUCUGCUUUGCCGGGCACGAACCGGGAGUGGGAAGACCUUGUGCUACGCGGUGCCUUUGGUUCAGCGCCUGCUUCAGCUGGAGGCCCAAGGCCUUGCGCCGCUCAGCGGCCUCAUCUUGGUCCCUACCAAGGAGCUGAUUGCGCAAGUGCACGGCGUCGUGACUACUCUGCUCACGUUCUGCUUCGAUGUGCUCUCAGUGGAUGUCCUGCUGUCCGGUGCGAAGUACACGAAGGCGGAGCUGCCCACUAUGUUGGUGACGACCCCGUCAUCGCUUCUGGCUCUGGCGAAGCAGCGUCAGGCCAAAGCCACCAUGCGACCCCUGGCGGAUACCUUGAAAAUCAUGAUCCUGGACGAAGCAGACCUGAUGUUUUCCUUUGGCUACGAGGAGGAUGUCAAGUCUCUUUGCGCGCUGAUGCCGCCAAAAUACCAGGCAAUGCUGGUCUCCGCCACACUCUCCGAUGAAGUUCAGCAGCUCAAGGGGCUGAUGCUGCACAAGCCCGUGGUGCUGAAGCUGGAGGAGCCCCGAGUCACCGGCAAGCUCUCCCAGUUCCAUUAUGUUUGCCAUAAGACCGACAAGUACCUCAUCAUCUACACUCUCCUGAAGCUUCAACUGAUACAGGGCAAGACGCUAAUUUUCGUGAAGAGCAUCGAAGCUGCCUACCGGUUGAGGAUUCUGCUGGAGCGCUUUAGUAUCAACUCAGCUGUCCUCAACUCUGAGCUUCCUCACAGCAGUCGCCAGAACAUCAUUGACACCUUCAAUGAAGGCUUGGUGGAGUUGCUCAUAGCCACAGACGAAGGGCUUGGUGCUGACAAGGAUGCAAAUGCAGCCGAUGCAGACGAGGUUGACUGGGAGGAAGAGGAUGAAGAGGAUGAAGAGGAAGGCGAGGAAGGUGAGGAAGAAGAGCCUGAAAUGGACGCCGAGGUGAAGGAAGCGAAGGCGAAGUCCGAUCCGUCACAGCGGAGGUCUGCGUUGAGAAAAGGCAGUGGCCAAAAGGACGCAGAUGCGGAGGCAGAUGCUGAGAUGGAAGAAGCUGAGGAGGAAGAGGCAGAAGCGGAUGAGGUCCAAGAAGAGCUCCCCAAGCCAGCAAGAUGGCGCAAAUCGAAGGAUGAUCAGUACUCCAUCACCCGAGGGGUGGACUUGCACGGUGUUAGCACCGUGCUCAAUGCCGAUGUGCCGACGACCGUGCGAGACUAUGUUCACCGAGUUGGCCGCUGCGCCCGAGGAGGAGCCAGUGGGACAGCGCUGACCAUUUGCACCCAUGAGGAAGAGCCGAUGCUGCAGAAGAUCAUUCGGGCGCAAGCGGCAGGCGGCACCGGGCCCUUGCAGCCGUUGCCCAUGCAGCUCUCCGAUGCCGAGCGCUUCCGCUAUCGGGUGGAGGAUAUGGCGAAAGGCCUGACCAAGAAGAAUGUGGCCAAGUUCCGGGCGCGGGAACUGCAGUUGGAGGCGCUCCACUCCGAGAAGCUGAAGUCCUACUUCGAGGAUCACCCGGAGGAGAAGCGCGCCCUGCAGAGGAUGCAAAGGCAGCUGCGUGAAAACAAGUCCAUCAGGGCUCACCUGAAGAGCGUGCCAUCAUACCUGGUGCCAGAGACCUUCACAGCCUCCACGCCGGUUCAGAAGGCGGUUCGGGAUGCGAACCGGGCGAGCGGACAGAUCUCUUCCGCCUCCAAGCGGCAGCGGCUCAUCAAGGCCAGGCAGCAGGAUCCCUUGCAUAGCUUCGACGAAGCCGGCUCAGCCAAGCGCAGAGACCGCUUCACGCGGGAGAACAUGUUGGCUAGGGAGAGGAAGAUUGACCCAAGCACGGCCAACGUCGAGGCUCUUCCGGCCCUAUCCCGGCACAAGCUUUGGAAGCUCAAGCAUGGCAAGCGGGUUCGGAAGCCCACGGACGUCUUUGGAGAGCGGCGCCGCCUCCCCUUCGGUCAGCGGCUGCGUCAGAAGAAGUUUGGCCGCAGAUAGCGCUAUGACUCGAGUUCAGUACAUCCGAGCGCAUGGGCUGGGCGCACUGACUCAAAGAGCUGUGCAUAAGACCCGCGUGCACUCGUUUCACUCACAUCGAGCAGAGGCG
Molecule: messenger RNA, 2293 nt
Organism: Effrenium voratum
Lineage: Eukaryota; Dinophyceae; Suessiales; Symbiodiniaceae
Source: the annotation of a GenBank genome assembly